Haliotis rubra (blacklip abalone) is the source of this 1416-nucleotide messenger RNA. Its product is annotated as von Hippel-Lindau disease tumor suppressor-like. Lineage: Eukaryota; Metazoa; Mollusca; Gastropoda; Lepetellida; Haliotidae. Bases 115 to 570 code for a protein of 151 amino acids. The record is from RefSeq and is a predicted model, not a curated record. The transcript has 3 exons.
GUUAUUUGUUUUAGGGAAUACAGUAUCUAACUAAAUCAACAUGGCCGCCGAACCUUGAUUUGACAGAUGAAGUUUUGAUUCAGUUUGUCGCAUGUCAAGAAUUACUCAGUAACCAUGACUGGCAAUGAAGGAAAUGCACCAGGGUCUGGCCGGGUGAAAUCUGGAAAAUCAACCGCUCAUUCAUUUGUUAGGUUUGUGAAUAACACAAAGAGAAGAGUGGACAUUAUCUGGCUCAACUAUGAAGGUGCUCGAAUCAAAUAUCGGACAUUGCUGCCUCAGCAGUUUGUGGAUGUCAACACAUUUGUUGGACAUCCUUGGGUUUUCCGUGAUUCUGAAUCCGGUGAUCGCCUGGUGGUGCAGCUGAAGGAGAUAUAUGAACCAGUUGGCUGGACACAACAUGAUGGUUGGCCCCCGUGUAGAAAAGUUGUACAUAUUUCCAUUCCAGUGUACUCCCUAAAGGAAAGAUGUAUGCAGGUGGUUCGCAAGUAUGUUCCACGAGACCAAAUAUGUCAUCUUGAAGUGCCAACAACAUUGAAACUUGCUUUAAAAGAUACUGUUGUUAUUGGUUGAAAGAAAUGGUGCUACAUUUCAUCUGGUGCCAUACCAGAUCAGUUGGAGCAAGCGCCUUCAAGCAUGGUCAGUGUCUUGGUAGAAACCUCUACAAACUGUGUGUCCUGUGACCAUGGGAUACGUUAUGUAGAAGGGAAUUCUGGGAAAUGUUGUUCAGGGAGGAAAAUGUGGAAUAGAUUGUUUCUGAGAGGAAUCAUGGGAUUUGUUGUUUAGAAGAGAAUUGUGGAAUCGUUGUUUCAGAAAAGAAAAUCUGGAAUAAGUUGUUUCAGAAUGCAAUUUCAAGAUGUUUCAGAAAGCAGUCAUGCAUUGUGUUAGCAGGGAGUCUUUUCUCUGCAUACUUAUCGUUCGAAUUAGAAUUCCAAAGAAACAUAUUUAUUGGCAUUAAAUAACAUAUCUACUUGGAUACAUUUUCUUUUUUACAUUUACUUUGUAAGUAAGUUUGUCGAAGUAUGAAGAAACAUCCUAAUCAAAUGCUGUUGGAUGAAUAAAUCGGAAGCUAAUUUUUAAAGUAUUAUUUCACAUUCAGUAUUCAGUCAAAGUUAUUUGAUACAGGUUUUCACCAAGGGCAAUCUGUCUUUUUCUCAUUUUUUGGUCAGAAAACAAUCAUUGAGAAUAAGAUGUGUUCAUAUAUUAUAUGUUAAUGAUAAAUCAGGUCAUUCAGAAUUUGCAUAAUUCAAAUUCAUCUGAACAUGGGGACCAAGUAAAGCCGUAUCCAUGUAUUUCCAAGGAUGUGUUAUAACGACUUACCGUAACCUUUUAUGUUUAUCAAUAUGUCCCAGACCCAGCUGUGAAUGUGUUCACAAAGACAUGCUAGACAGUCACUGAAUAAACACGGUGUAUUGACUU